AUGGCGGACUUGGUCGACCACCCAUCGAGCCGGUGGGAUCAGUCUGCUGCCGCCAAGACUGGUAGGGUUCACCCAUGUCCGCCACCCGACGACGGGGAGCUCAACAAUCUUGUCGACGGCACCGAGGAUGCAUCCGGCAAUCUUUCCGUCAACUUGCCUGCCGCAGCAUGCAAGUACACGCCGCCAGACGCUGCGACUUUGGGCAAGGGCGCCGCGCCAUCCAACGGCUUGACGACGACUGAGAAGCUCGAGGCGUAUGCUGGACUGGGCUAUGUCGGUCUGACGCUGGCGCUGACGAUCGCUUACUUGCACAUGCUGUCGCCCGUCAUGGCCAACGACUUGUGGUGGGCGGGAUUCAAUUCAACGGGGGCGCAGUCGUACAUCAUCGACGUCGUGAACGGAGAGCUCAACAUUGUCGCGAACCGUUCGCUGGACCUGACGUCCACAACAACUGGCCUCCCCUACGACUACUCGACGUUCUACUCGCCGAUUCGGAUCGCACCCACGUACCCGCGGACCGUGCUCGAUCAAGAAUACCACAACCUGACCACGGUACUCACGUCCCUCCAAGAAAUUGCCGCCCCCGACAUGAGCAUUCCGACGCAAUUUUGUUGGGUGGACUUUAACCGCACGUGGGAAAUGGCGCACACGAAAAUGCGUCAAAAGCGAUGCAUCGACCGGUACCGGGCGAACGCAGCAGUCUACUUUGAAUCGACGGCCAGGAUGAUCAACUGGAAGACGUGGAUGGCGGCAAAGGAAAGCGAGUUCAACAUCACGAUCGGGAACGCGUUGCGAAAGAGCGCCGCUGGCGACGCCUGGAUCAGCCGCACGGCGAACGCGUUCAAGGACGUGGCGUCCGAAGUCGCGGUGUGGGAGCGUGCAGGGCUGACGCACUAUACGCUCCAGUACAACAACAUCUUAUCGUGGGGCAUCCAAGAAAGGAUUCACAUCCAGAACGCGUUUGGCGGCAACCAGGCGAUUUCGAUCAAGAGCGUGCCGACCAAGUCGCGCGGGGCGCUGUGGACCACGAUCGUUAUGUGUUGGUUACCGUGGAACGAUAUCAACCUUGGCGCGUGGAUGGGGUAUAGCCUCGUGCGCAGCGACCCGGAUAACCAGCAGUUUACCCCACCGUGCAGCUACGACGAUUACCUGGCGAAUCCUGACACGUACGACUGCGACCCGUGCAAAGCCCCGUGGAAUCCGAUCCCGGGCGACUGCUGGCCAGACUUUGAGCUGUUCUACAACCUGCCAGACCUUCCAGGCGUCCAGAUGGUCAGUGCUGGCAUCGGACCGUUUGGCUCGAUCGACUUGUUUCUAGUGUUCGCGCCGCCAUCGCUCAUGACGCUCGCUUCCACAUAUCAAGCGCAGUUGUCCGUCAUGGCCCAAGCCAGCGACAGUUUCUACGGCGCUGUAAACGUCAUUCCCGAGUACAAAACCGAUCCUGUCCCGACUCCGUGGACCGCCGAGCCGUACUUGUACUUUGGUGGAGAUCCCACCUGCCCACUUCGAGACCCGAUGCCGUUUGUUCAGUCUUCCUUUGCCUACGACGUGUCCUGCACCAAGCAAGUGCGCCACACGAUGGUGCUGAAUGCGUUCAACUCGAUAUUUGCCCUGCUGGCGUCGAGCCCCGCGCCGUCCGCGGCAACGAUUUGCGCGCAGUGCCCAACCAUGGCCCACGAGUGCGCAGCGGUGGUGACGCCCGCGGCCACCGCGGCAAAGGCAUUCCGUGACGUGUACGCCAUGCACGACGAAUGGGUCGGUCAAAUCAACGCCGCACGCGACGACGUGGUCAAGCUGGGCGUGGGGACGAUGCAGCUCGCCAUCCAUGCCACGGACGAAACCAACGCAUUCUUGUUCCAAACGCUGCUCUCUUCAACUCCAAGUUCGUGGGACUUUUUUGGGUGGAUCUACUUGCUCGAGUGGGCCACCGGCGCACGCGAAGUCGUGUCGUUCGAAGGCGACUGGCGCAUCCUACCGCUUGUGUCGGACAAGUACGAUCCGAUCAUCAACGAAGCGCGAGCGUUGGAAGUCCCGAAGAGCGCGUGCCAGUACCUGUGGGUCGUGUCCGUCGUCGUCAGCGUCGUAUUGUUGUCGGUCGGCACCCUCGUGACUCUGUACAGCAUGUACCUGCGCGGUCGCAUCGUCGGGCGCAACCUGUUUCGAUUCAACCGUAUCGUUGGCGCCGUGUGGCUCGGUCGACCGUUCCUCUUGGUGCGUGGGAUGACGGCGGUCGUUGUCCUGAGCACGUCGCCGUUGAUCUUUCGCGUCCACAACGAGUACACGCAGUUUGAGUUUGCACCUCGGACGUUUGUCCAGAGCAUGUUGGUCAGCGGCGAAGCGAUGUGGAUUUCGUACGUCGUCAACGACUUUUUGCUGCUGCUGACGCGCAACUCGCAGCCGCACUUUGCUCCGAUCAGCACGUGCUUGGGGUGGCUCAUCUACCUCUUGUACGACGUGUCGAGUCCGUACAAAGUCGAGGCCAACAUCGACCGACAGUGCUUCGUCACGAUGCGCACCAGACAAAUUGUGUGCGAGAGCGGAUUCGUUGCGAUCGGCGACUACACUCGUGCGGUCACGUACGUCUUCAUUCAGUUGGCGUGCAUCGCAGGAGCGUUCGUCGCCGUCCGGCUCUGGCAGUGCAUCCGCCCUUCCCAGCCAAAGUCGUACAACGGCCACUUGUUGCUGUCGGGGACUGCGACCGCUUUCCUCCACAAGGAGACGCUCGCCAACGGGGCGUGGGUCGUUGAUCGAGCGUCGUGUGUCAUGUGCGGACUCAUCACGCUCGCCAUCCAUGCCACGGACGAAACCAACGCAUUCUUGUUCCAAACGCUGCUCUCUUCAACUCCAAGUUCGUGGGACUUUUUUGGGUGGAUCUACUUGCUCGAGUGGGCCACCGGCGCACGCGAAGUCGUGUCGUUCGAAGGCGACUGGCGCAUCCUACCGCUUGUGUCGGACAAGUACGAUCCGAUCAUCAACGAAGCGCGAGCGUUGGAAGUCCCGAAGAGCGCGUGCCAGUACCUGUGGGUCGUGUCCGUCGUCGUCAGCGUCGUGUUGUUGUCGGUCGGCACCCUCGUGACUCUGUACAGCAUGUACCUGCGCGGUCGCAUCGUCGGGCGCAACCUAUUUCGAUUCAACCGUAUCGUUGGCGCCGUGUGGCUCGGUCGACCGUUCCUCUUGGUGCGUGGGAUGACAGCGGUCGUUGUCCUGAGCACGUCGCCGUUGAUCUUUCGCGUCCACAACGAGUACACGCAGUUUGAGUUUGCUCCUCGGACGUUUGUCCAGAGCAUGUUGGUCAGCGGCGAAGCGAUGUGGAUUUCGUACGUCGUCAACGACUUUUUGCUGCUGCUGACGCGCAACUCGCAGCCGCACUUUGCUCCGAUCAGCACGUGCUUGGGGUGGCUCAUCUACCUCGUGUACGACGUGUCGAGUCCGUACAAAGUCGAGGCCAACAUCGACCGACGGUGCACCUUCACAAUGCGCUACAAGCAGCUCCUCUGUGAUAGUGGGUCGGUCGCCAUCGGCGACUACACUCGUGCGGUCACGUACGUCUUCAUUCAGUUGGCGUGCAUCGCAGGAGCGUUCGUCGCCGUCCGGCUCUGGCAGUGCAUCCGCCCUUCCCAGCCAAAGUCGUACAACGGCCACUUGUUGCUGUCGGGGACUGCGACCGCUUUCCUCCACAAGGAGACGCUCGCCAACGGGGCGUGGGUCGUUGAUCGAGCGUCCUGUGUCAUGUGCGGACUCAUCACGGUGGGCAAGUUCAUCUUCGACCUGAAGCUGUGGUUGUUGGUCGUGGAUGCCAACAUUGCCUCGCCAGUCAAGUGGGGCAUGAAGAUAUUUGCGCCGCCCGAGCUCACCAACGACCUCGCCAAGCGAUACGGCGACAAGCCAUCGUCCGACACUACCACGGCCAAGCCACCCGUGAAGCCGCCAAACCGGCUCAUGGUUGUCGUUGGGUUGGCCUAUGUGUUUUCUACCAUCUUCGGCAGUAUCACGUACCUGACUUUGACGGCGACAAACAUGGCGAAUGACUUUUGGUGGGCCAAUUUCAAUGCGUCGAGAGAGCAUGCCUACGUCACUCGUCUCUACAACCUGCAGCUCGUGCUUCAGCCUCACGGGGGCGAAGUCGCGUUGGACGAUGCCCAGUUUGUUGAUGCUGCGAACUACAGCAUUUCCUUAUCCAAGGCAGUGUCAGUGGCAGUGCCGCCGCUGUAUGUGUCGCAGGUACUGACCACGGACGCAACGGAGAUCGGUAUGGCCGUCCGCGGCCUGCGCCGCAUGGACGCGUGUCUUGCUCCGUGGAUAUCGGCCCAGUAUUGCUGGCUCGACUUUGGCAAGACGUGGGAAAUGGCCAACUCGGCCCAGCGCCAACGCCGAUGCAACCAAAAUUACACGACCAACGGCGCCGUGUACUUGGAGAGCGUGCUGCGCAAUGUCGACGCGGACCAGCUUGACUCUUGUUGGGGCACAUCUCUCGACAUUGCGUUCGCGACUCCGCUCCGCGCGACCGACAAAGGACGGCAGUGGUGGGUCACGACACGGUCUGCCGAUAUUCCAGUGGCGGACGAAGUGGCGUACUGGCAGUCGGCUGGCGUCGCCACGUACACCGUCAACUGGCAAAACUACAAAACUGUCGGGAUCAUCGACACGUUCAACAUCAAGAACGCAUUCGGGUUCGAGUACCCCAUGACCCUCAAGUACACGAACGGGUCGCUUCAGUUGACUGCGCAGACCAGUUUGAAGAUGCACUGGACGUUAGCGUCCGACUUGUGGGCUGUCACAAGUGCGUCGAGCCUGAUGGGCGGGGCCAGCUUGAUCCGCGGGACGCCGACGUUUGCGUUUGCUUCGCGAACGAUGGAGGACGUGCUCGUGCACAACGGCACCCUGCAGCAAAUCAACCUCGAACAAGGGGCAUAUGCCACCUUCCGACGCACGAUCGGGCCGUUUGGGUCGGUGGACCUCAAAUACGUGGUCCCUCCUCGCUCCUUGACGGCAUUUCUCUUGAACGUGCGGCAGACCAUCGCAAGGUUGAAUGUCGAAAACCCAGCGUUCAAUCCAGGCUACGUUGCAAUGGCAGCGUCGCUGAGUUUUGACUUUGCGCCAAGCACGUGGGUACGCCAAGGCUACAAGUAUGCAGUGGGGGGGAACCUGUUGUGUGGCGAAAUGGCGGCGCCGAUCGGGUUGCGGGGCGGCAUGGCGCUGUUUUCAGGCGCUGGGUCCGCUUGCAAUUCUCCCAUGGGUGAGUUCCUGUCGCCGAACACGAUGGGCCGAUUGGUAGCGACGGUUGGUGCCAACUUGAUCGAGGGCAACGUGUCGACCAACACGUCGACGGCCGUGUGCGACCCCAUGAAGGUUGCGUAUGCAAAAUGCGUGAAAGAAAUGAUCGAACAACCGCGCACGUUUCUUCUCAACGCGACGUACGUCGACCCGGCCGUGGUCGCGACGUGGACUGCCAUGGCCAAGACAGCUCAACGAGACGUCACCGACAUGAACGUCGUGAUAGCUCAAUUUGGCAUUCCCGAGUGGGAGUCCACCGACAUCGACCUCUUGACUCAAAACAUCUUCGACCCGUCGUUCCCGGCCUUCCACUACGUCGGGUGGAUCUUGGCCAUUGACUGGGCCACGUCCUACCGCGACGUGAUUUCGUUUCAAGGCGACCUGCGCACAGUCAAUGUCCUCACCACACCGUCGUGGGAUGUCGGGAGCCUCGUCAACCCAUUGGAGAUCCCCGUCAACGUAGCGUACUACAUCCGAUACGCGUGCUUAUACGUGACGUGUAUCAUCAUCUGCGUCGCGGUGCUCGCGAUCAUGUACCUCGUGGCGAACCGAGGGUACGUCGAAGGGCUGAACCUGUUCGAGUUGAAUCGAGUGGCCGGGAUCGUGUGGAUCGGACGCACGUUCCUGUUCAUUCGGAGUAUCGCGGCCAUCAGUUUGCUGAGCACGCAGGUGCUGGCGCUCGAACCGAUCCACGACAUGUGGCACUUUGUGUCGACGACGGCAUGUCGUGGCUCGUGUUUGUCCUGA
This is a messenger RNA of Aphanomyces invadans, 6021 nucleotides long. RefSeq lists its product as hypothetical. The transcript is spliced from 3 exons. NCBI's taxonomy places the organism in Eukaryota, Oomycota, Saprolegniomycetes, Saprolegniales, Verrucalvaceae. The coding region runs from base 1 to 6021 and encodes 2006 amino acids. The record is from RefSeq and is a predicted model, not a curated record.